AUGCACGCAAACAAGGUGGUGUUCUGCACAGGUGGCGGCGGUACUAUCUGUUCUGCUCAAGUACAGGCGCUCGUAUCUCUUGGUGCAAACGCAUGCAUCGUCGGUCGAAAUGAGGAGAAGACAAACAACGUGGCAGAAAAAAUAGCGAGCACCCGGAAUGGGUCUCAUGUGCUAGGCAUAGGGAAUAUAGACGUUAGGAAAUUGGAUAGUUUGCAGGCCGCAGUCCGCCAAUGCAUCCAAACGUUGGAGCAUAUCAACUAUGUAAUAUACGGAGCGGCAGGGAACUUUCUUGCUCCUAUCGACAAGCUUUCUGCAAACGCGUUCAAGAGCGUUGUGGACAUUGACCUUCUUGGGUCCUAUCAUACACUCAAAGCAACCAUACCACAUCUUCUCGAGUCAGCAGCGCGAAAUACAAACCCAGGACGGACCAUAGGCGGACGGAUUAUUUUCAUAUCUGCCACAUUUCACUUCACUGGUGUUCCUUUUCAGGCCCACGUCGCAUCUGCCAAAGCCGGCGUCGACGCCCUUUCGGCAUCAGUUGCCCUGGAAUACGGCCCGCACGGGGUCACUUCAAAUGUAAUUAGCCCUGGUUGCAUCCAGGGAACCGAGGGAAUGGAGAGACUUUCCAGCAAAGAGAUGCGUGAGUCCGGAUCGGCCGGACGGGAUGUGCCGCUGGGUCGAUAUGGCCUUGUAAAGGAGGUUUCGGAUGCAACGGUUUACCUUUUCAGCGAAACUGGAAAUUACGUCAAUGGACACGUUUUGGUCAUCGAUGGAGGCGCGUGGCGAUUGCCUGGACUUGACGACAUCUCCAAGGGCUUUACCUACCCUGACAUUGUGCUACAAGGUGCGGAUCUACAAGGUGAUAUCAAGACUGGGCGCAGGUCGACGUCCAACAUUUAG
Talaromyces proteolyticus is the source of this 900-nucleotide messenger RNA. RefSeq names its product oxidoreductase. Lineage: Eukaryota; Fungi; Ascomycota; Eurotiomycetes; Eurotiales; Trichocomaceae. The record is from RefSeq and is a predicted model, not a curated record. Gene Ontology annotation, molecular function: 2,4-dienoyl-CoA reductase (NADPH) activity. The coding region runs from base 1 to 900 and encodes 299 amino acids. The transcript has 3 exons. Gene Ontology annotation, biological process: fatty acid catabolic process.